GAAGUCAAAUCAAGAUCUCCGAUGCAUUGCUUUAUAACCCUUGCAGUUUGCCAACGAUUGAGGCUUAGACCUUCCCUGGCCUUGAGCAAAACAAAUGAGUAGGAGCAGCACUAGGAAGGAUCUCCCUUUCAAAAUGUGUUUUUGUCAAGGUGUGAAUGGACCACACACCUGUGAAGAACCCAGGAAGCAGAGAUGCUCCCACUUCCAAGCUGGGCUGCCAAAGGCUCCCCCCCACCCAACUGCCUGUGAUUGGCUGCACACAGACCAUGAUGCCACAAUUGUAGUGAUGUCAGCAUGUGAUGCUGGGAGCCCCCAGAAUUCCUCGGCCCAUGCAAGAGGUGGCUGGAAGGUCCUGCAGAAGGGAGAGGACGGGUUGUGCAUGGGAGCUGCCGUCUCUAUAUAGGGUAUAUCCAGCCCUAUGCCUAACCGGAGGCAGCUGCAACGAGGCAGAAUCAAGGUGGCAGAGCUGACAUGGUUGCCUGAGAAAGGAUGGAGACCUAUGAGGACCACCUUUGGUGCCCCUACAAUUCCCAGAGCGGGGAGGACGAGGACGACAAUGAAGAGCCCUACCAUGACCCCCACCUGGCCAGGGUGCGUGCCCGGAGCACGAGCCGCUCCCGCCACCGCUCCUCCUUCCUGGUGGACGAGCUAGACAUGCUCAUGGACAAGGCAGCCACCACCAUCCAGGCCACGUGGCGAGGCUACCUGGUGCGGAGGCGCGUCCUUCGGGAACACGCUGCCGCCUCAGUCAUCCAGGCCGCGUGGAGGCACUUCAUCACCCGGGAGUACGCAGCCCUGCAGCGGGAGCAGGUGCCCUCGUGGCAAGGGUAUAGGCAGGAGCAUCGGGUUGAGAGGAGGAGGAGGAGGACUACGACAAGGAGGAGGACAACACCCUCCCUGGCCUCCUUCAACGAGGGGAGCAGGUCCUGGGGGGCCCCGGAGAUGGACCAAGAGCGAGCUACGGUCAUCAUCCAGGCACACUACCGGGGCUACAAGACCCGGCAGGCCCUCGCAGAGUGCAGGCGGGCAGCCACGACUAUCCAGGCACACUGGAGGGGCUACCGCACCCGGCAGGAGCUGGCGCAGAUGCCGCAACGCCCUGCUCACCGGCCCGGCCCGAGGGGGACUUACUACGGGCAGCCCAGCUACAUGCCCGGGAGCUCCUCUUGGGUGGGCCCCUACCCCAGGAAGCACUGGCGCAAGUGUCUCGUGGGAGACCCCGAGGAGUGGGCGAGCAAGGUCCCUCGGACUCAGCCGUCGCACGCGAGGGAACAUCCGGGGGGAGGCAGGAGAGAGCACCUGCAAUUCCGGGAAAGGGAGCGCCCCGAAUUCAGGGAAAGAGAGCAGCCAGGAGCCAGGGAGAGAGAGCGCUCGGAGCCCAAGUCGUGCCCCCGCUGUGGGAGAUGCACCACUGUGCGCGUCCUGGUGGGGGUGGGCAAGGGCCCGCCCUCCGAAUCGGACAUGGACGACAGCGAGUGCGAGGGGCACACCCGGCCUGCGUCCGCCAGGAGGAAGAGCCCGGCUCCCAGGUCGAGAGGGUCACAGUCGCCUGCCAGGCCAGAGCCUUACGGGUCCCACGGGUCCUACCAGAUGGGCCCCAGGGCCUAUUACCCCGGGAACCAGAGCAUGGUGUCCGAAGACCAGCCGCGGAGGCAGGGCCGGGAUCCCGGAGGCCUGAGCCAGCGCUAUUCCACGGGCCACGCGGCUGCCCGUCCCACACGGGACCGCAACACAGCGCGGAGCCUCUCCUCCACCAGCCUCAGCCAACAGGGAGCGCCCAGCGCGGGGACCUCCGAAUGGCUUUAUGAGAACUACUAUGCCCGCCGGAUGGGCGAGGGCCAGAAGCGGGUGUUCAAGACGCGGAAGCAGAUGUGGCAGGUGGCGCGGGCAGCGACCCUCAUCCAGGCCUUCUGGAGGGGGUGGAGGGCACGGCAGGUCUUGCGCCAACAGCAGGAAGCUGCCAUCAAGAUCCAGUCCGCCUACCGGGGCUACAGGACCAGGCUGUACCUCAUUGAGGCCGGAGUGCUGAGCGAGGGAGACACUGAGUGA
This is a messenger RNA of Podarcis muralis (Common wall lizard), 2049 nucleotides long. NCBI's taxonomy places the organism in Eukaryota, Metazoa, Chordata, Lepidosauria, Squamata, Lacertidae. The record is from RefSeq and is a predicted model, not a curated record.